ACACCUGUCUCAACUUUCGCUGUCAGAUGAACAACACCCGUGUUGUGUGUACAGAGGGAUGUGUGGCCAGCAAGAAGGGAGAUAACUGUGGUAUGAACUGUCCUACAGCCUGUACACAGUGUGAACGUUAUGGUGAUGGUUGUACAGGACUGUGUCAGAAUCCCUGGUAUUAUGGUCCACACUGUAGAACACCUUGUCCCCCCAACUGUAGAGGUGGAUGUGAUAAAGACACAGGGGAGUGUGGCAGCUGUGAGCCAGGGUACACAGGGGACAAGUGUGAUGUUACCUGUCCCCCCAACUGUAGAGGUGGAUGUGAUAAAGACACAGGGAAGUGUGACAGUUGUGUUGAAGGGUACAGAGGGGAAUACUGUGACAGCUGUCUCCCCAACUGUCGAGACUGUGACAGGGAAACAGGCGAGUGUAUACACUGUGUUGAAGGGUACUGCAAGGGUGGAUGUGACAAACAGGGAGGUAAUUGUAACAGCACAUCUUGUAAAACAACAUGCCGAGCAAACUGUAUAAUUAAUGACUUCACAAAAAUCCAGUGCAGUGGACCUUGCAUCAACGCCAACUACUAUGGAAAGAUAUGCACCAUUCCAUGUCCAGAUAACUGUGACAAAUGUGAGAAAGACUCUGCGAGAUGCCUCAACUGUGCACCAGGUCUGAGGGGGGAACUGUGUAACGAGUCGUGCCCAUAUAACUGUAAACUGUGCGGUCGCUAUGACAACAUAUGCAUGGGCCUCUGUCACGACAGUAACUACCACGGAGUGAACUGCUCCGAUCCAUGUCCCGUCGGCUGUGAAGGGUGUGAGAAGGACACUGGACUGUGUAUCGGUUGUGCCCGGAGCUUCAGUAGGACAUACUGUGAUGAUAUGUGCUCUCCGUGUUCACAGGACACGUGCCACACAGAACCUUGUCAAAAACGUUCACCUGAGCACACUUUGGUUAUUUCUUUUGGGGCAUUAGCAGGACUCCUAUGCUGCACUGUUCUAGCCAUGAUCAUCAUAUUUCGGAUAUAUGUGAAGAGAG
Messenger RNA from Haliotis rubra (blacklip abalone), 1029 nucleotides. RefSeq names its product multiple epidermal growth factor-like domains protein 10. The annotation marks the transcript as partial. The record is from RefSeq and is a predicted model, not a curated record. The transcript is spliced from 2 exons. NCBI's taxonomy places the organism in Eukaryota, Metazoa, Mollusca, Gastropoda, Lepetellida, Haliotidae.